CUGGAGCUCUCCAUAGCGACCUUUAAGAGGGACUUGAGGAUAGACUACCCCCGCCAGCUGAUUCAGUCCGGUAUUGGAGCGAGAGUUACCGGCUUUCACUCAGUCCACGCUCGUCAUGACGGAGGGUUCGUUGCAGGAAGCCGGGUCUACCUCGGAACAGGGGUCGAAGGAGGAGGUACGUCUGCCUCAAGAAGAACAAGAGGUAGAGAAACCUACCAUCCUAGAGGAAUCAACAUCAAUGAAAGAUAUCCCAGUGGAACAGAAACUGGAAGAGCUCAAAAAAGAGGAGGUUAUCACUUCGGAGGAAUCCAAAACGGAAGAGUUCGAGACUAAGGAGGUUGUAGAAGAAACACCAAUAGACAGAAAAGAAGAAAAAAACAUCGAAGAAAAGGCGGAACUAGAGGCCGUGGAAGUGUUGAAAUCUAAUGGAAAUAUACCUAAGAUGGAAGUGCACUUGACUGAAUCGGAUAAGGCAAAUAAACCACAAGUUCCUACUCCCGAUGGUGAUUUACAAGAGGUCCCUCUACAUACCCAGGCGGAUACGCAGAUCACGAUAAGUCCAGAAAAUCCGGAUCCUGAAAAUCCUAAGGAAAAUGGAAAAGUUGAUGCGACUGUACCUACACCUGCAACAUCUGAACCGAAAGAAAAGAUAUCAUGCGUGCAAGUCCUCAACGCCAUGGUAUUCUUGGCAUUCAUGGUGAACUACAUGUUGCGUGUCAACCUCACCAUAGCCAUUGUCGACAUGAUACAGAUCAAUGAAACAACCGAUAACUCUACUACUAUUGAUGAGCCAAAAUUUUCAUGGAAUACAUACCAGAAGAAUCUCAUCCUUGGAUGCUUUUUCUGGGGUUAUGUUUUAACAGAGUUGCCUGGAGGGAGAAUGUCGGAAGUGUUUGGGCCAAGAAGGGUAUAUGGAUAUAGUAUGCUCAUUGCAUCACUGGUCACUUUUUUUACUCCAUAUGCAGCACUAAAUUUUGACUACAUGGGUGUUAUAGUGCUGAGGGUUAUCGUUGGAUUCAUGUUGGGUGUAACAUUCCCUGCUAUGCAGCCCAUUGCUUCCAAAUGGAUCCCUCCGAAAGAUAGAACGAAGUUUGUGUCCAAUAUGAUGGCUUCAUCACUUGGUGCUGCUGUCACAUUACCUGUUUGCGGGUAUUUAAUCAGUUCCUACGGUUGGCAAUCAGUCUUCUAUGUUACUGGAGUUCUUGGAACAAUUUUAGCAGUUUCAUGGUUUCUGUUUGUUUACGACACUCCUUCUCAACACCCUCGAAUCACCAGAGAAGAAAGAGAAUAUCUAGAAAAAGAAAUUGGAGCUUCAAGUAAAGUUCGCAAAGCACCAAAAGUACCUUGGGGUGCAUUAUUAACAUCAAUGCCUGUUUGGGCCAUUGUCGUUACUCAUGCAUGUAGUGUCUUCUGCUACUUCACAUUUUUAAACCAAAUGCCGACAUAUAUGAAGCGUGUUCUUGGAACAGAUAUCAAGAAGAAUGGUAUCCUCUCAAGUUUUCCAUACAUCGGCAAAUAUGCCAUGGCUCUCAUAACUAGUUACAUCGCCGACUAUAUCAGAGCAAGAGGAAAAUUAUCUACAACUCUCGUCAGGAAAUGUUUUACUACUUUUGCUGUUGGUCUUCCUGGCCUGUUAAUGGUGGCUCAAGUUUACCUUGGAGAUAGUACGUUCUGGACUGUAUCGAUAUUCACAUUUGCCCUAACACUUAAUGGAGCAGUCACAGCUGGUUAUCUUGGAAAUGGUCUUGACAUUGCCCCCAACUAUUCAGGUACCAUCUUUGGAAUCGCAAACACCUUUUCUUCAAUGGGAGGUUUCCUAUCAACCUAUGUUGUAGCAGAUAUAACAUUCCAAAAUGAAACAUAUGAGAGGUUCCAGAUAGUUUUUUGGAUACUAGCAGUUACUUACUUCUUUGGGUGCCUAAUGUACUUAUUAUUUGGAACUGGUGAACUACUGGAAUGGAACAGUGUUGAAGAAAACAAAACACGAGAUGUAGAAAUGAUUGAAAAACAGCCUCUUAAAAAUGACACAAUUAAUGAAAAACUGUGAUGAAAUAACUCAUUAGGAUAAAAACUGUGCCAAUGAACAUGGCAUAUUUCAUUUUAAACUUUCAUAUUUUCAGUGAUUUAAACUAUUAUAUACAUUCCAAACAUUAGAAGAUUAGAAGUGCAUACCAUGAAUUUAUUUUAUUUUAAAUUUCUCCAUGGUAGGUCUGCUAAAUAUUUAUGAUUGAUUCCUUUUAAGUUUGUUUUAAAACAAAUUAUAAUAUAAAUAAGUAGUUAAAACUUCUUAAAUAAUUAUAUUUUUGAAUUUAAAAUAAUUAUAAUUGAAGGAAUAACGAACUUGAAAAUAAUUCAGGGGUUUAUCGAAGUGCCUAAUGAAAGCACACAUGUAUAUUUCCAUAAUUAGUUUUUAAACUAAAGAUGUAUGCCUAUAAGAAUAUUACUUAUACCGCUUAACUGUUAGAUAUUUUUAUACUUGUAAAUUUAUUAAAAUAAAUUUUAAUUAUGUAUUUAUAUUUAUAGCCAUUCGAUUAAAUUUAGCUAUUGUUAAUAUGUUAUGAAUCAGGAGUUUAAUUGUAUACCUUUAACAAAUUUUACUUCAUUCAUUAA
Nezara viridula (southern green stink bug) is the source of this 2610-nucleotide messenger RNA. The record is from the annotation of a GenBank genome assembly. Lineage: Eukaryota; Metazoa; Arthropoda; Insecta; Hemiptera; Pentatomidae.